Molecule: messenger RNA, 1428 nt
Organism: Hevea brasiliensis (rubber tree)
Lineage: Eukaryota; Viridiplantae; Streptophyta; Magnoliopsida; Malpighiales; Euphorbiaceae
Exons: 3
Coding region: 166-1257 (363 amino acids)
Cellular component (GO): cytosol
Molecular function (GO): protein-folding chaperone binding
Source: RefSeq, a predicted model, not a curated record
UAACAGAUUGUGCCCAAUAUAAGCUCCUCCUAACAAGGCUAGCUUCUUGCUUCACACCCUUUUGCACCACACUUUCUUUCUGGUUAAUUUUCAAUUUCUCUAUCUUUCUUCUUCUUCUUCCUCCUCCUCCUUUCUUCUUUUUAUCUGCAGCUAUUGUUCUUUCCCAUGGGAGAUCCUCCACGUUCUCCUACACUAGACUUUUACAGCGUCCUUGGAAUUUCUAAGAGUGCAACCAUUAAAGAUAUGUGCAAGGCAUACAAGUCUCUUGUUACAAAAAGGAAUCCUGACAUGAAUCCAUCUAACAAAGCUGAAGCACAAGUCAAAUUCCACCAAAGCAAUGAAGCCUGCAAGGCCAUCAAUGAGAAAAAGAAUCCAGAAAACCAAACUGAAUAUGAACCCACAACACCACCACCAAGUGAUUUGUCAUCUCCUGGAGGUUCCUAUAAUCAUCAUAAAAGCAUGGACGAGAGCUUCUUUUCUCGGCCUUCUGUUCUGUUCAAGAGUAUGAGUAAAAAGAGACGAACACCUUCCCCAAGUCCUACCUGCCUGUCAAGAAAUGCAAGCCGUAGUACCUCUCCGAUGCCGGAUGCCAACCGAUCGAAAAGCACUGGUAGAAGGAGUGCCUCGGAAACAGAAAUCCCUUCACUAACAAAAAGUUCAAUCCGAAAAGGCAACACUACACCUAUUGUAUACUCUCAAUCCACUGCUCGGAGAAAACCUCCACCAAUUGAGAGGAAGCUUGAGUGCACACUGGAAGAACUAUGCCAUGGAUGCAUCAAGAAAAUUAAGAUCACCAGAAAUGUCAUCACAAACGGGAUAAUUGAGCAAGAAGAAGAGAUCCUGAUGAUUAAAAUAAAGCCCGGAUGGAAGAAAGGAACAAAGAUUACAUUUGAAGGAAAGGGUGAUGAAAGACCAGGAUAUCACCCAGCAGACUUGAUUUUAUUAAUUGAUGAAAAGAGACAUCCCUUGUUUGAGAGAGAAGGUGACGACUUGGACUAUGGACUUGAGAUACCCUUGGUCCAGGCUCUCACUGGCUGCACCAUUUCAGUUCCAUUAUUAGGAGGGGAAAGAAUGUGCUUAUCAUUUGAUGAUGUCAUAUAUCCAGGAUAUGAAAAGGUUAUUAGAGGUCAAGGUAUGCCAACUAAAGAAGAAGGAAAGAGAGGUGAUUUGCAUAUCAAAUUUUUGGUCGAAUUUCCAUUGGAGUUAACUGAUGAACAACGUAUUGAAGCUUCAAGUAUUCUACAAGAUUGUUCUUGAUUAUCGCUAUAAAUUUGUGUUAAUUAAUUUGAUAAAUAGAAAUGUAGUUGUUAGUCUUUCAUUCAGUUAAAUGGGUGUACGAUUAUCAUAUAUGUAUAUACAUUUUAUCAUGCAUUUAACUGAUAUUGUUCAUUUGUUGGAUUUUGUAAUACUUAUCAAUAAUGGAGGCAG